Sesamum indicum (sesame) is the source of this 3520-nucleotide messenger RNA. RefSeq lists its product as uncharacterized. Gene Ontology annotation, biological process: signal transduction; recombinational repair. NCBI's taxonomy places the organism in Eukaryota, Viridiplantae, Streptophyta, Magnoliopsida, Lamiales, Pedaliaceae. The record is from RefSeq and is a predicted model, not a curated record. Gene Ontology annotation, molecular function: ATP hydrolysis activity.
AGAGGUAUAAUGGGAACAAGUGAAGAGGUGAGCAAAGGGUUUCAGCAUAUAGUGGGAGUGUGAGAAAACUGAAAAAAACAAAAGGAAAAAAGGCGGCAUCUUUGUUCUUGGGGUUUCUAUGGAGUUGUGUCUGUAAGGAGUGAGGAGAAUAUUCAGAUCUGCCCUUUUAGAUUUUCUUCUAAAAAAGGUUUAUAAAGUGUUUUUUUCUUGUAAAGAAGUGGAUUGUGGGCACAUUAUGAAGUGGAAUCCUGGAUUUGAAGCCAAUAAAAAAGAUUGAAACUUUGAGACUGGGAUUCUUGGUUUUGAUUGAAGUGUAUAGAGGAUGCAUGGGAUUUCAGCUUCGGAGGGAUUAAGUGAAGCUGAAAAUGGAUAUUCGGGAAGACCACACUAGAUUUGGGCCGUUUUCGAAUAAAACAUCCAGGAAUCUGUCAUCAUCAUCAUCAGCAUUUUUCUCAGCAAAUCAAUCGCCAUUCUUCUCUCCAAAAUCAGCAACUGGCCGUUUAUCCACACAUUCUGACAAUGCCGCCAGCACAAAUGUAGAUAAAGUAGAUGCAAAUCUGGGGAAUGCAGAAUCAGAAAUUUUUACUGGUGUUAGAUUUUCCUCAGAAGAUGUAUGUCCUGGUGCUGAAGCAUGUACUUCGAAUGACCCCCAGAAGUUAGAGAAUGUUUCUUCUUCGGCUGGAAUAUCUAGAAGUCCCUUAUCAAGUAAUGAAGUUUUUUAUCAAAAUGAUUACUCUAGACAUAAGGGUAAAGCCAAGAAAGUCGAGAGGUUACUUGAAAUCUCAGUUCCUCCAACUUCCUUCUCCUCUAGUAGAUUGAGGAGCUGUGAUGUGUACAUCGGCUUUCACGGCCGCAAACCUUUAUUGCUUAGGUUUACUAAUUGGCUGCGGGCGGAGUUAGAGGUUCAAGGUUUGAGCUGUUUUAUAGCAGACAGAGCUAGAUGUCGUAAUUCUCGUAAACACAGCAUUGUUGAGAAAGCUAUGGAUGCUAGUACAUUUGGAGUCAUUAUUUUGACCAGGAAAUCAUUCAAGAACCCAUACAGCAUCGAAGAACUGAGAUUUUUUUCCAGCAAGAAGAACUUAGUUCCUGUAUACUUUGAUUUGCGUCCAGACGACUGCCUUGUCAGAGACAUAAUUGAGAAAAGAGGAGAGAUUUGGGAAAAAUAUGGUGGUGAACUAUGGCUAGUCUAUGGAGGACUUGAGAAGGAAUGGAGAGAUGCUGUCACUGCCCUUUCCCGUGUCGAUGAGUGGAAACUAGAGGCUCAUGAUGGGAAAUGGAGGGAUUGCAUAUUAAGAGCUGUUACUCUUUUGGCGUUAAGAUUGGGAAGGAGAAGUAUUGUAGAUAGAAUAACCAAAUGGAGAGAGAAAGCAGAGAAAGAAGAGUUCCCAUUCCCACGAAAUGAUAACUUCGUUGGUAGGAAAAAAGAGUUGUCCGAGCUGGAGUUCAUGCUCUUCGGUGAUGUUAGUGGAGAUGCCGAGCGAGACUAUUUUGAACUCAAGGCCAGACCAAGGCGGAAGAACUUGACAAUUGCCUGGGGAAGGACUAGUUCAAUAGAUGAAAAGCGAAGGGAUCGACAAAGCGAGAGUAGCAAACAGAAGGGAAAAGAACCAGUUGUGUGGAAGGAAUCAGAAAAGGAAAUUGAAAUGCAAAAUACUGAGUUUUCUCAACCACAACGGCACACGCCAAAGUUGAAGAGUGGUGGAAAGCAUGGACGGAGGAAACUGAUGAAAGUUGUUUAUGGAAGGGGAAUUGCUUGUGUAUCAGGCGACUCAGGCAUCGGGAAGACAGAGCUGCUUUUAGAGUUUGCUUACCGGUUUCAUCAGAGGUAUAAAAUGGUCCUAUGGAUAGGUGGGGAAAGCAGAUACAUCCGUCUGAAUUAUAUGAACUUAUGGCCGUUCCUAGAAAUUGACGUGGGCGUGGAGAGCUCCACGGAAAAGGGACGGCCGAAGGGCUUUGAGGAGCAAGAGGAAGCAGCAAUUGCCAGAAUCCGAAGGGAGCUCAUGAGGAACAUUCCUUUUCUAGUCGUAAUCGACAAUUUGGAGAACGAGAAAGACUGGUGGGAUCACAAACACUUAAUGGAUCUGCUACCCCGAUUCGGAGGGGAGACACACGUUAUCAUAUCCACACGCCACUCCUGGAUAUUGAAUCUUGAGCCUUUGAAACUAUCUUACUUAUCAGGGGUUGAGGCAAUGUCUUUAAUGCUGGGCAGUCUUAAAGAUCAACCAAUUACAGAAAUCGAUGCUCUACGGGUUAUUGAGGAAAAACUCGGAAGGCUAACUCUAGGCCUAGCUAUAGUCGGAGCUAUUCUCUCCGAGCUUCCCAUUAAUCCAAGUAAGCUUUUGGAUACCAUAAAUCGGAUACCUUCCAGGGUUUUAACAUGGAGCGGUCGCGAAAAUCAUUCACUCCGACGUAAUAAUUUCCUUUUGCAGCUUUUUGAAGUUUGCUUCUCCAUAUUUGACCACGCAGAAGGACCAAGGAGUUUGGCGACUAGAAUGGUCCUGGCAAGCGGUUGGUUCGCACCAGCACCAAUACCAGUAACCAUUCUAGCUCUAGCUGCUCAGAAAAUACCCGAGAAACACCACCGUCGUCGCUUAUGGAGAAAGAUCUUGCGUUCCUUAACAUGUGGCUUCACAUCAUCAUAUGCUCGGAGAUCAGAAGCAGAAGCAUCUUCAUUGUUGUUGAGAUUCAAUAUGGCAAGAAGUUGUACGAAAGACGGUUGCAUUCAGUUCAACCAUCUCAUCAAGCUUUAUGCACGAAAGAGAGGAAUCACGGGAGCGGCCCGAGCCAUGGUACAGGCUGUGAUUAGUCGAGGGUCGAUAUUUCAGAACCCAGAACACAUAUGGGCAGUAUGUUUCCUGCUCCUCGGAUUCGGGAAGGACCCAAUAGUCGUCGAGCUGAAAGUGACAGAACUAUUGUUUCUUGUGAAAGAAGUGAUUCUGCCACUAGCCAUAAGGACAUUCAUUACGUUCUCCAGGUGCAGUGCUGCGUUGGAGUUGCUACGACUAUGUACAGAUGCUUUAGAAGCAACAGAUCAAACGCUCGUCACCCCAGUUGACAAAUGGUUGGAUAAGUCCCUUUGCUGGAAACCAAUCCAGACAAACGCUCAGUUGAAUCCUAACCUUUGGCAGGAUCUUGCAUUGGCUAGAGCUAAUGUGCUGGAAAUCAGGGCUAAGCUAAUGGCAAGAGGGGGGAAAUUUGAUAUUGGGGAUGAUCUUAUUAGGAAGGCUGUUUUCAUUAGAACUUCUAUAUGCGGUGAAGAUCAUCCCGACACGGUAUCUGCUCGUGAGACUCUUAGCAAACUCACUAGACUUCUUGCUAGUGCCCAAACUCAUACUUCACAAUAGAUUUUGAUCUUGUGGUCUCAGUUCAUAGUAGAGAUAUAGUACAGAGCUCUGAAAUAAGUUGCUUUAUAAAAUUUAAGAAAAUUUUAUACCAUUCUUAACUUAAGAGUUUUUGCAUUUUAUACUGCUGUACAUAUAACAUUUACUGCACUUUGCUAAAGUAAUUUGAUUAGCUUCUU